GCACUGUUGUUGUAUACUAUUGUGUCUCUGUCCAAAACCAAAAGAAAAAAUAAAAUAAAAUUUUGAAACUUUAUUAUUGUAAAUAAAGCAAAACAAAGGUCCUCUCUCUCUACUGUUUUUGUUUGAAUCUGUGUUUCUGUUUCUAAUUUCUGUUACAUAGGGAUUUGUUUCUUGUCUUCGGUACCAAGUUGGCUCACUUUGAUAUUGAUUCUCUUUUGCCUUAGAAUUCUCAGUGGCUUUCUCAUAAGAACUGCUACAGUAUCACAUAUUGUUUUGGAUUAUCAAAUUUUUUGGGAGGUUGGAGGUUAUUCUGUUUCACUCAAUCAAUAUCUCAUUUUUGGAAUUGCUUAAUCUUGCUGGAGCAUGGAUGCCAGCGGGAUUUCAUCUGUUAAAUCACAGAAGAAAUACUGCAGUAUUAGGACUGCUUUGGCAUCUGCUUUUCUUGAAUGGCUCCUUAUUUGUUUGCUCUUCAUUGAAGCUAUAUUCUCAUAUUUGAUUACAAAAUUUGCCUGCUACUACGAACUGCAAACACCAUGUUUGCUAUGCUCACGACUUGAUCACAUUUUGGGAAAUAAAAGAUUGAAAUAUUAUCGCGAUUUGAUCUGUGGCAAGCAUAAGUUGGAAAUCUCAUCUUUAGUUCUCUGCCAUGCUCACAACAAACUUGUUGAUGUCCAUGGAAUGUGUGAAAGCUGUCUUUUCUCCUUUGCCACGAUCAACAAAUCCAAUGCUGAAACAUAUAGGUUAUUGGUGGGUAAGUUGGGGGAGGGUUAUAGAUUCGGUUUAAAUGAGGAUCAUACUUCAAGUACCCAGCACUGUUCUUGUUGCAAUGAGCCAUGGAUUCUAAGGGGAUAUGUCCAAAACCUAAUGCAGACCAAUAUAGCUGGUUCUGAGACUGCUGAAUUUGAUGCCCCUGCUGUAUAUGAUCAGAACAACCUGAAUAAGAUUGAACUAUCUCUACCAGCCAGAGCUACUCUUCAAAGAAGUAAGAGUGAGUUUGACCAUUUACCGCAUAUAGGGUACACAGAGCUCAAGGUUAAUUCUGAUACUGAAUCUGAGGUCCUGUUCUCUGAUGAUGAUAAUAACACAAAUGCUCGAGGUCAUGCAAUUAAUACCAAGCAAGACAUUGCAGUUGGAUGUGUGCAGACAGAGCCUCGAAUUAUCUCUCUGCAUGACGAUCUGGUCUCAGAAAAAUUAAUAGAUUCAGUCACAGCACUUCAGACUCCAAUUUUAGCCUCACAGAUACAAUCAGAUCUUGUAGAGUUCCAUGGCGUUACAUCCAAAUCACCUUCAGUUUCCCUGGGGCAUGGCUUAGAAGAAGUUCAAUGGCAACAAGCAGAUGGGAAGUCUAAUUCCUCUGCAUUUCCUGAGCUUAUUUCGCUUGAUGAAAUUCCUCCAUCAUUAAUUGCUAAAGAAACUCCAGUUGAAGCAUCAAAAGAGAGCAUGAAUAGUUCCUUUGAUAAUGUCCCUCCAUUAUUGGAUGCCAAAGAAACUUUUGAGGAAGCAUCAAAAGAGAGCAUACUUAUUUCAGUACAAGACGUGCUUCCAUCAUCAGUUUCCAGAAAAACUCCUUUGGAAGCAUCAGAAUUGAGCGAGCUUAUUUCUGUAGAUGAUGUUCUUCCAUCAUCAAUUGCUAAAGAAACUCCAGUUGAAGCUUCAAAAGAGAGCAAGAAUAGUUCCUUUGAUGACGUGCCUCCAUUAUUUGAUCCCAUAGAAACUUUUAAGGAAGUAUCAAAAGAAAGCAUACUUAUUUCAUUACAGGAGGUUCUUCCAUCAUCAGUUGCCGGAGAAACUCCUACGGAAGCAUCCGAAUUCAGCAAGCUUAUUUCUGUAGAUGAUGUUCUUCCAUCAUCAAUUGCUAAAGAAACUCCAGUUGAAGCUUCAAAAGAGAACAAGAUUAGUUUCUUUGAUGAUGUGCCUCCAUUAUUUGAUGCCAUAGAAACUUUUAAGGAAGCAUCAAAAGAAAGCAUACUUAUUUCAGUACAGGAGGUUCUUCCAUCAUCAGUUGCCGGAGAGACUCCUAUAGAAGCAUCAGAAUUGAGCAAGCUUAUUCCUGUAGAUGAUGUUGAUGUCCUUCCAUCAUCAGAUAGCAAAGAAAUCCCUGCUUUAGCAUCAGCAGAGAGCAAGCUGGUUUCACUUGUUGAUGUCCUUCCAUCACCGAGUGAAGUUGAAACUCCUAUUCAAGGAUUACAAGAAAGUUGUAAUGCUAGAACCGAGGAAGUUUGGCAAACUGCUAUCACAGAUUGUGAAGAGAUUAGCAAGACAGGAACUAAUUCAGCUGCAAUGAACGAAACAGCAUUAGAAACAAACCCUGUUUCAGGUGACAAUGGUCUGCAAGCACCCAACUCUUUGGAUCUUGGUGAUGCUUAUAAGCUAGCUGUUGGCAAUAAGGGGAGACAGUUGUCUGGUGCACUUGCAGAACAAUGGAUUGCGAAGGAUUCUUCAAGACUCAGUGACGAUUUGAAGACCUUAUUUUCUCAACUAUCUGCUGCUCGAGAGCACACAAUGAAUGAUUCUAGUCCUAGAGUACCAGUGAGUCCAAAGUUGUCUAUUAAUGGUGAUGAAUUGAAGAAUCUUGAUGCUUCUAGUUCCAUAGGAAUACAAAUGCUUCAAAAGAGAAUCUCACUUGACAGAAAUGAGUCUGGUCUAUCUCUGGAUGGAAGUAUAGUCAGUGAAAUUGAAGGUGAAAGUGCAGUUGAUCGGUUGAAGAGGCAGAUUGAGCAUGAUAAGAAACUGUUAAGUGCUUUAUACAAGGAAUUGGAUGAAGAAAGAAAUUCAUCAGCAAUUUCUGCAAAUCAAGCAAUGGCCAUGAUUACUAGACUGCAGGAAGAAAAGGCAACACUUCAAAUGGAAGCCUUGCAAUACCUAAGAAUGAUGGAAGAGCAAGCCGAGUAUGAUAUGGAAGCCCUGCAGAAAACAAAUGACCUUCUCUCGGAGAGAGAGAAAGAGAUUCAAGAUUUAGAAGCAGAACUUGAAUUUUACAGGAUUAACCCUGGUGAAUCAUUUUGGGAGAAUACCAUGCAAGAACUUUCUGACACAAAAACUAAAGAUAUCAAAGAGGAGCACCCAGAAGCUACUUCUGUCAGCACAAGUACACUUAGAAACUCUGAUUCUUACAAACCAGAUAACUGUCAUGAAGUUGGAGGUAGAACUAUAUUCCGUGGGGAUAAGAAUGCAAGAAAUGUGAAGGAUUCAUUGUUAGAUUUUGAUGAUGAAAGGGCGUAUAUUUUACAGUGCUUGAAGAAAUUGGAAAAGAGGCUUUGUCUGUUUUCUAAUAACCAACUAGACUUGGUUAAUGGUGAAUAUUCUGGAAAAGUAGAACAUAGAGAGAGUGAAUUGAAGGAGCUGAAUAGCAAAUUGGGAUUUCAAGUAAGCAGUGGAGCAGAAGAAAAUGAUGACUUGUCAACCCAAAAUGAUAGAGGAAAUGGUCCUGCUCAAGGGCAUGCUUUAUCACUUGAGAAAUCUGAGUUAUAUGGUAAUGAGUAUAAUGAAAUGUUUUAUAGCGGGCAGAGCUCUCCUCUACCCCCUGGAGGGAUUCCUUUAGAUUCUCUUGCAAAUGAAGUUUCUGAUCUGAAUGAGAGGUUGAAAGCACUCGAGGCAGACAGGAAUUUCCUUGAGCACAGCAUCAACUCGAUCAGAAAUGGAGAAGAGGGACUUCAGUUCAUUCAAGAGAUAGCAUCUCACCUGAAAGAACUGCGAAGGAUUGGAAUAAGAGGAAGGCAGCAAACCGUCGCUUAAGGCUUCAUGCAAAACCAUCAGAAAUGAGAGCAUUUAAGCAUAGGUCAAAUUAUUCAUGAUUUUCUUGCUUUCGUUUGCUUAACAAAAUCAAGAAGCUCAACCCAUUGUCCGCUUGCUUCUGUUUUUUUAAUUUCUCAGAUGCCUCAGAAAAAAACAAGAAAAUUACAUGGUCCAGAAAGUAGAAAGGAGUGCAUAUAGUACAGUACUUGGAACCUAGUAGUGAAGAUUGGCAUUGAAAUGUACAGUUUCAGAAGUUUGUUUUCACAUUUUUUCCUUUCCUUUGCUAAUUCUUGUUUUUUGGGUGUGAUUAGUGAACAAUUUGUACAAUUAGAAGAGCUGAUUUUUAUGUGUAUAGGCGAGUAUUCUGAUGAUAAUAAAGAGUGAAAAAAGUAAUUGUCAAUGUAA
Ricinus communis (castor bean) is the source of this 4140-nucleotide messenger RNA. Its product is annotated as myosin-binding protein 1. Lineage: Eukaryota; Viridiplantae; Streptophyta; Magnoliopsida; Malpighiales; Euphorbiaceae. Bases 364 to 3735 code for a protein of 1123 amino acids. The record is from RefSeq and is a predicted model, not a curated record. Gene Ontology annotation, molecular function: myosin binding. The transcript is spliced from 3 exons.